This is a messenger RNA of Rhizoctonia solani, 1368 nucleotides long. RefSeq lists its product as uncharacterized. Bases 1 to 1368 code for a protein of 455 amino acids. The record is from RefSeq and is a predicted model, not a curated record. The transcript is spliced from 2 exons. NCBI's taxonomy places the organism in Eukaryota, Fungi, Basidiomycota, Agaricomycetes, Cantharellales, Ceratobasidiaceae.
AUGGUCUACCCUGCAAACGCCCUUUCAUUAUCAUUGCUGUUAGGGGCUGGUGGUGUAAUGCUCUCAGCCGCUGCGACUCUACCAUGCAGUAACCAGUGUACGGCUUAUCACAAGGAGGUGCAGCCAACUUCGCAGUUGAGCUCUCGAAAUAUUUACAAGCGGCGGUCAAGGUCUCGUCGCAGCACAGAGCCAGAGGCUUCGAGCGCUAGCUCCAUUUUAGAUGACUUAGUUGGCUCUUCAGAUGGUGCUUGGGAUGGCGACUCCGAGCACGGCGAUUCCCAUCCCGAUGAUCCUGCUCUCGCAACAUCUCCCAUCGGCAUCGACCUGGGCGCUCCAUUCGACAGCGCUGUUGGCUGGUUAAAUGCUGAUGAGAGCAUACACAGUGUUCUAAACUUGGAGGGAGAGUUGGAUUUGAUUGCUCAUUCUCAUGAAAAGCCUCGCGGAGUUAAAAUCGGAACGUUGGGUUAUGUAUCUAACAGCACGGCUCAUAGCCCAUUCGAGCUCUUGUCGGAGGCAGAGGCGGGGGGUAUUGUGUUUUUGACUCUACCAGAACUAGUGACCCACCAAAGGGAAGGAAACCUCGAGCUCGGACCCGGUGCCAGUUUCUCGAAUCACUCUACAGCGAUACUGGCAACCCGCACUUACCCUUUGGGCUUGGAUCUUUUGUCUAACCUGAACUUGACUGACAGAGGCUCUGUCGAUACUUCAAGAGAGGGUCAAUCAGCAUCGUCCGGUUUCGUUUACGUACUCAUCAAGGCAGGUACUCCAUCCAAUUCCGAUCCACCAUCGUCUCUUUGUGCAACAUUCUACGCAUACCCGACUCUUAACCACAAUGAUGAUGAUACACCUAUGUUUCUUGAGAAAUGCGACCGCUCCCUUGUUCCAGGAGCACCCACCAAUACAGCCAACACCACAAUGACUCAACUUUGGCAAUACGACCCAAAAACUCGUGAACUAAAGCCAGCCAUACAAGGAGAUACUGGAGUCACCGCCCCGUUAGGCGUACCGAAGUCGAAUGGUUCAGACCCUUCACUCGUAGGGGGGGCCGACUCGGGGACUGGAGUUCAGUACCCUUCCGGAACAAGCUCUUCGAUCGAGAGAACCAGAACCGCCAACACGCAGCCUUCUGAAGCUAUUCGAAAAUUGAAGAGUGACACAUCCCACAGUACUACGCAAACUCACCCUUCUCCGAUGACUGCGCCAGCCCAAAUUAGAGCUCGCAAAAGUAAGAGUGGUCGCACAGAAGGGAGUGGAUCUUUGCUUCCAGCGUACAAGACGAUAGCUAUCGUUGAUCCUUAUACACUUGUAUUUGCUCCCCGAAGUGUUACCGAUGAUGAAACUGCCUUGCCAGACUCUCCAGCUCGGUGA